CGGGUACCGGUGUGGUGGUGGACAUAGCGGUGAUGGGGGAAGCCCAUGGAUUGAUCUCAGACCUGCUGGCAGACCCCUCUCUGCCCCCCAACACCUGCAGUUCCCUGCGGGCUGUCAGUAACCUGCUCAGUACCCAGAUCAGUUUGCAGCCGCUGCACCGGCCGCGAAUCAACCCUCUGCAGGCACUCAGCGACACACACACCUGCUCCGACUCCGAGGACUGGCCAGAGAGAGAGAAACUGGCCAUCCCAAAGCGUCUGCGACGGAGCCUGCCUCCAGGCCUGCUGAGAAGGAUCUCCUCUACAUGGACCACCACCACCUCAGCUACAGGUCUUCCCACCAUAGAACCAGGACCUGUACGCAGAGACCGCUCUGCCAGCAUCAAACCCCUCCACGACAGUCCACCAUGCAGCAUGGUGAACAGUGAGUCGUGGAACAGCUCUGUAAUGCUCACCAUCUCGAAGAGUCGCUCCAUGUCUGCCUCCUACUCCGCUUCAGCCACCUCCAACCACCUCUACAACAGACGCAUGACCAGACCAGGUUACCCCCCCUCCAAUAUAUCUCCUCUGGCCUCUCCCUGCCACUCCCCUCCGGUCCAGGGGACCCCUGUCUCCAGCCCCACCACCAAGUCCUGCUCUGUGGACCUACCGGACCCUGUGGACAGCCAGGGAGAGAGGCCUGUGGGCCCCCAGGCCCCACACAGAGCAUUAACACACAGCAUCAGUGCACCUAGCUCCACCACACCGCACUGGGGGCCACCAUCUCUCUGCAUCAGCUGUGGCAGACCGUACAGCAGGCUGAGCCAUGGGGAGGGGUCUAUGGACAAAGGGGACAGAAUACCCCACCCUGAUGACCCGGGAGUGGCGUCGUCAGACUGUGAGAGCACCUACGAGACCAACCACAGUGACAGCAGUGACUUUGCACAGAACGAGGAGGACGUGGAGGGGGCCAAGAAGCCCUCGGACACCCAGGACGGAUGCAGGUCGUAUCAGCCUGAGGGAAUCGUCCUGCAACCCCUAAUGCCACCUCUAGAGGACACACAGCCUAUCCUGGACCCAGAGCCUCUGGUGAUGUCAGAGCUGGAUCCUCUGAUGACUCAACUCAACCGCUGGAACUUCCCCAUCUUCAACCUGGUGGAGAAAACACACGGCCGCUCAGGAUGCAUCCUCAGCCAGGUUUCCUACCGCCUGUUUGAGGACACGGGACUGUUUGAGACGUUCAAGAUUCCUGUCAAGGAGUUCAUGAACUAUUUCCAUGCUCUGGAGAACGGAUACAGGGACAUCCCAUACCACAACAGGAUCCAUGCCACUGACGUGCUCCAUGCCGUGUGGUACCUCACCACCCAGGCCGUGCCAGGCUUGCCCAACCUCCUCACAGACCACAGCUCCGACUCUGACUCUGACAGUGGGCUCCUCACCCCCAGCCAUAUAGGCCAUACAGGGUUCCUGGUCUCUAAGAUGUCUGCGGUGAUGGAGGAGGGUUAUGGAUGUCUGUCUGGCCUCAUCCCAUCCCUGGAGCUCAUGGCUCUGUAUGUGGCUGCAGCAAUGCACGACUACGACCACCCUGGACGGACCAACGCCUUCCUCGUGGCGACUAGCGCUCCUCAGGCCGUGCUAUAUAACGACCGCUCGGUGUUAGAGAACCACCACGCUGCGUCGGCCUGGAACCUGUUCAUGUCCCGGCCAGAGUACAACUUCCUUGGCAACCUGGAGCAUGUGGAGUUCAAACGCUUCCGCUUCCUGGUCAUCGAGGCCAUCCUCGCCACCGACCUCAAGAAACACUUUGACUUCCUGGCAGAGUUCAACGCCAAGGUGGGUGAUGACGGCUGCUCGGGCAUCGACUGGUCCAAUGAGAACGACCGGUUGCUGGUGUGUCAGAUGUGCAUCAAACUGGCGGACAUCAACGGCCCACUGAAACACAAGGACUUGCAUCUACAGUGGACCGAGGGCAUCGUCAAUGAGUUCUAUGAACAGGGCGAUGAGGAGUCGAGUCUGGGCCUUCCCAUCAGCCCCUUCAUGGACCGUUCUGCGCCUCAGCUCGCCAAGCUCCAGGAGUCCUUCAUCACGCACAUCGUGGGGCCGCUCUGUUCCUCCUACGACUCUGCCGCCCUCAUGCCGGGGAACUGGGUCGACCCCGCCGACGCACGGAGGACGGAGGGAGAGGAGGUGGGGGAACGAGAGACAGAGGAGGAAGAGGAGGAUACAGCAGAGGAGGAUGCGUCGACUAGCUCUGAGACUUCCCAGAAGCACGUGGUGAAGCUUAAGAAGAGCAGGAGGCGAGUGUUCUGUCCCAUCACUCAGCACCUUCUGGACAACCACGAAAUGUGGACAAGAGUCAUCGCCUCGGAAACCCGGGACACACCGGACAGAGAGGCGCCUAACUGCCUCAGCAACCCCGCCGAGCCAAUCACAGCCAUCCACGAGGAGGAGGAUGAGCCAGCCAGUAAGGAGGAGCCAAUAGAUGGCCAGGUAGAGGAGACAGAAGGGGAAGAGACAGGGCUUGCAGAGGAAGAGGAAGUGGUCGAGCAAUCGGAGAUUGCAGAGAAAAGGGAGGAGGAGUUGGAGUGAGAGGAUUAUAGUUGACCCUAAGAUCAGUUUAUCCAAACUCAUACCCUCUCCCAAAUAGACUUUCUGACUCAUGUCAGAAAUUAUACCCUAUUCCUCAUGUGGUGCACUAGCUGGCCAAAAAUAGUGCACUAUACAGGGAUUGGGGUGUUGUUUGAGACGCAGCCCCUGAUAUUUGGUUGCCAGCAAAUCACUUAGACACAACACUGUAGAAGUUUGGAGUAACAUGUGCCUAAAGAAAACAAGGUGGAGGGAGGGAGCGGAAGCUGAGGAUGAGGUGGGAUUUAUUGUUUUACUACCAUAUUGGAUCAGGUUUCCAUUUCAGAAUCCCUCUCCCUGACGAGGUGCCCGCAACGCAAUACGGGCCCACAGAACACUGACCCCACUGCCAGCCUCAAGACACAGCCGGCCAUACAAGUGGUCCGCAUCCACCUGACCGCCCUCACAGAACCAGGGUGUACAAAGUGGACUGUACUGAAUAGACAGUACAAACACUAGCUCCUGAGGACAAUGAGAUGAAAGUGCGGGAAAAAGCUGUGUCCGCUCUGUGUUGGUUCUCAGGAGAGGACUGAGGACUAGGGAGAGGAGGGCCAGUGUUGAUACAGAGUGUGCUCACAGACACGCAUGGAGGCAAACACACACACACACACACACACACACACACAAACCCAUCAGAAGAUUUGCUAGCUACCCCAGGAAGAGGGAAUGGGAAGUCUAACAUAGAACGCUGUAGCUCUGAAAAAAAGCUUUAUACUCAGUCGUGGAAAAUAAUCCACAGCACAGUGUUUCUUCACAUUCUUCAUCUCUCUCCUUGUUCCCAAUUUGACCAUGUUUUCUCUCUUUCUUUCUUUCUUUCUGUCUUUCUUUCUUUCAAUCUCUCCACUUUUGUGUCGGUCAUUCAGGCUCUUUUCCCCCCCCUCUCGCUCCUACGCAGUUCCACAGGACCCAGGAACACUGACACACCCCACUGGGCACACACUGGUUGAAUCAAUGGUGUUUCUACUUCGUUUCAAUGAAAUUACGUUGAACCACGGUGAAAUUGGUAUUGAAUUGACGUCUGCCCAAUGGGACCCGACGCAGACCCCUCAUCACAGUGUCCUUGUGCCCUUUGUCAUUAUUGCUUCAACCAACACAAGUGAUUGUUCUUUCCUUUGUGUUAUUGGUUUGGGGUUUUACUUUCUUUUUUUUUCUUUUUUCACACUGGCCGUAAGAUAUUCACUCUCAGUGGCGUUUGUGUUUUUUUUAAACAUGGCGUGGGGACUUUUUAUUUUGUUGCCUCUCUUAUUUUACGUACCUUGUAUUUUGAUUGUCUGCACACUACAAAGGGAAUCACUUUGAAUCGGAAUCACGCAGUUUCUUAUAGAGUUAGAUCUUUCUUUUAUUUCGGAAGCCUCCGUUACGUAUUCCAAUGUUUUAUAAGUGCAGAUUCUUUUCUCUCUUCAUAGCCUUGACCCAGUAGAUGAGGUCAUGUACCACCUCGGUGGAGAAGAAGCAUUCAUAGUUGGAUUCAUCUGUGGAUGUCAAUCUGACCAUGACACUGAAAAAGAGAUUCACCUUUUUCAAAGGUUCUCUACAGCCGUCUUCAUUGAUAAACUAUUUUGUAGAACUCUCUCUCUCGUAAAACUCUUUUGAUGGUACACUGACCUCUAGCCUGUGUUUCUGUGCUCUCUCACAAUGGGAUCUACUACCUAAUACCCUGACGGGAAGUUCAGUCGAGAGAGCCAAUGUCGAAAGUACACAGAUUCUCUUUCAGUAUCUUCAGCGAAUCCCCAUCGAGUGAGCAGUCUCACUCAGUUCCUUCAGAGAACCAAGCUUACAGUCGUAACCAGGCAUUUUUUAACUCUUGGGAAAUCAUCUAUUUCUCCAUCAGGCUGAAAUGAUAACAGGCCCUGGGCUCCAAUAUCUUUCGGCUAGUCAAGUGAUCAAAGAAAGCUAAUUGCUGAGUGGCCCUUGAAGGAGAUGUGGAGGAGCCCAGAGGUUCAACCAAGAGAACACGGUUACAGAUAUACUCCACAUACCCACAGAGAGACUGUGCUGCUCCAUAGAACAUGGUGAAUCACGCAUGGGGCUGAAUGCAAAGCAAACAAAAGUGUGAAGAAAGAGAAUGCAGUAAAAAUAUCCAUACCAUGAAAGACAGAUGUCUGCUUAGUGUGUGUUUGCUGACUCCCACAAAGAAGUUAUGUAUUUAUUAACUUCCUGAUAGUUUCAACAUUUCAGCCAUAGGUCUAACAUGGUUGAACUGUAGCUACCCCAUUGUAGCUAUCACAUGAUACAUCUACCUGCAGCUAUCCCAUCUCUCCCUAUCCAUCCCGCUCCUAGCCCAGGGCAGCUCCCAUGACAUGACCAGGCAGAUCAGGCCUAAGCAGGUGUGUGUCCGGAAAGGCACCCUAUUACCUACAUAGUGCACUACUUUUGACCAUCGUCCUAUGGACCCUGGUCAAAGUAGUGCAGUAUAUAGGGAAAAGGGUGCGAUUUGGGACACAGCCCUGGUGGACUAGCCAGCCAGCCUGAGCCAGGCAGCAUGCUGCAGUCAGCACAUGGACCAGUGCUGGGCUCCCCGUGGCUGUCCAUAGCCCCAUUUGAUAUCUAGAGAGAGAGAGAGAGAGAGAGAGACAAAUUGGUGGUGACAGAAGGAUGAGAGGGAAAGGUAGAGGAAACAGGAGAGGAGAGAGGGAAGUGAAGAGGAUGUGAGAGAGAGAAGUGGAUAAGAGAGAAUGGUAUAAGAGAAGGAAGGGGAUGAGAGAGAAAGGGAGAUGAAGAGGGGCGGAAGAGAAGCGUUUGGGG
Oncorhynchus nerka (sockeye salmon) is the source of this 5348-nucleotide messenger RNA. RefSeq names its product cGMP-inhibited 3',5'-cyclic phosphodiesterase 3A-like. The transcript is spliced from 14 exons. Lineage: Eukaryota; Metazoa; Chordata; Actinopteri; Salmoniformes; Salmonidae. Bases 33 to 2567 code for a protein of 844 amino acids. Gene Ontology annotation, biological process: oocyte maturation; positive regulation of oocyte development. The record is from RefSeq and is a predicted model, not a curated record. Gene Ontology annotation, cellular component: cytosol. Gene Ontology annotation, molecular function: calmodulin-activated 3',5'-cyclic-GMP phosphodiesterase activity.